GUCCACCAGGUUUGUACCUUGCUGUGAUCCCCUACAGGUUUUGCAUUUAACUGGCAGAUUCCUCUCAUCCUAACAAAGCAGCAGUGAUACACUGAAGAGUGGACAUCUCUGGUAGCUGUACUUGGGUGAAAUUUCCUUUUGGUCUUCUGCAUUUUGUUGCAUGUUCCCUGACAUGUGGGCAUAAAUAUAAAAAAAAAAAAAUGAGUGGGGAAAGCAAGAGUGCAAGUGUUUCAGGAAACCUGGCUUUGGAUGACUCUGGGAAAGGACUCUCCAUUAGAGGAAAUGCUGAAAACACAAUUGCUGCAAAAAGUGGCCUUAAAGUUGAGGAUGAAAUUGUGGCAGCUACGAUAAAUCUUGGCAACCUUGACAAAGAUGAUGUGCAGAAUAUCCUAGAGACCCUAAAGCCAUAUGAAAACAAUAUGAAAGUUCUGACGAAAAAGGACCUGAGUGCUGGUGUUGCCCUUGACUCAUUUGGAUUGGGUCUCAAAGACACUACAGAGGGACUCCUGAAGAAUGAUAUUUUGCUGGAUGCAUCAGCUGACCCACCAGCUGUUUCCUUCAAUGGUCUCAGUGGAGGGCUUAAUGCUAAACAUGGGAUGGAUGGUAAAAUAAAUGGCCCCACUCUCAAUGGAGACCUCCCCAAACUUGGCCUAAAUAAGCCAGCAGGGGAUGUUGGUGCUACACUGACAAUGCCAUCCAUAGGAAUACCAGGAUCAGAUAUAAAGGCAGAUCUUGACAGCUCUCUUCAAGCUCCAGAUAUCAGUGCCUCAGCUUCACAACUAAAAAUGCCAAAUACAUCCUUGGAAAUUGAUAAACCAGACCUUAGAACCGGCAAAUACCAGGCACCAAAGUUCAAAAUGCCAAACUUCAAACUUGCAAAAAUGGAACAACCAAAAACGGAAAUGGACAUAUCUGGUGACAUAGAUCUUCUACCUGCAAGCAGAAAUGUAGAUGCACCAAAAUACAAUCCUCCAGAAUUUGAAACUGCAAGUCCUGAAUUGGAUCUCAAUGGCCCAAACGUGGACAUGAAAUCUCCCAAUAUAAAAUUAGAAGCCCCCAAUACCGAUAUUGAGGCACCCUCUGGCAAAUUUAAAUGGCCACAUUUAAAAUGGAAAAGUGCCAAAGUUAAAGGACCAGAUGCUGACCUAAAUGCUGAAAUGUCAGUACCUGAUAUCAAUGUUCCCACAGCCAAGGUUGGUGGUGAUUUAAGUGGGCCAGAUGUCGAUAUUAACUUGCCUAAAGCUGACAUCAAAGGCCCUGAGGUAGAUGUUGAGACUCCUGAUCUUGACCUUAAUCCCCCAUCUGGUAAAAUCAACUGGCCCCACUUGAAGUGGAAGAAACCAAAAUUUCAUGGCUCAAAAGAUGGUCUGGAUAUAGAUGCGAACAUUGAUGCACCAGACGUUGACCUUUCUGUUCCAAAGGUGAAGGGGGGGCUUGAUGCCCCAGAAGUUGACAUAAACUUACCAAAGGCAGAUAUGAAAGGCCCAGCUCUGGAUGUUCAAACCCCAAACAUUGAUGUUGAGGCUCCAUCUGGUAAAAUUGAUUGGCCCCACUUGAAGUGGAAGAAACCAAAAUUUCAUGGCUCAAAAGAUGGUCUGGAUAUCGAUGCGAACAUUGAUGCACCAGACGUUGACCUUUCUGUUCCAAAGGUGAAGGGGGGGCUUGAUGCCCCAGAAGUUGACAUAAACUUGCCAAAGGGAGAUAUGAAAUGCCCAGCUUUUGAUCUCCCCAAAGCUGACCUAGAAGGUCCCAAUGUAAAUGUUCAAACCCCUGAUAUUGAUGCGCCCUCAGGAAAAAUCAACUGGCCUCAUCUGAAAUGGAAAAAACCCAAAUUGCAUGGCCCAAAAACUGAACUGGAUCCAAGUUUAAAUGCACCAGAUGUUAAUCUCUCAGCUCCAAAGAUUGAUGGAAAAAUUAAGUCCUCAGACGUUGAUCUAAAUUUACCUGAAGCUGAUAUUGAAAAACCAGACAUAAACAUGGAUUCUCCCUCUGGAAAGAUCAAAUGGCCCACUUUUAAAAAGCCCAAGUGGGCAAUCUCUCAACCGAAGGUAAAUGGUCCCGACAUUGAUUUAGAUGCUGACGUUUCUGGCCCUGAUCUCAAUCUCUCAGCGCCAAAGAUUGAUGGAAAACUUAAGUCCUCAGACGUUGAUCUGAAUUUACCUGAAGCUGAUAUUGAUGUUGGAAAACCAGACAUAAACAUGGAUUCUCCCUCUGGAAAGAUCAAAUGGCCCACUUUUAAAAAGCCCAAGUGGGCAAUCUCUCAACCGAAGGUAAAUGGUCCCGACAUUGAUUUAGAUGCUGACGUUUCUGGCCCUGAUCUCAAUCUCUCAGCGCCAAAGAUUGAUGGAAAACUUAAGUCCUCAGACGUUGAUCUGAAUUUACCUGAAGCUGAUAUUGAUAGUUGGAAAACCAGACAUAAACAUGGAUUCUCCCUCUGGAAAGAUCAAAUGGCCCACUUUUAAAAAGCCCAAGUGGGCAAUCUCUCAACCGAAGGUAAAUGGUCCCGACAUUGAUUUAGAUGCUGACGUUUCUGGCCCUGAUCUCAAUCUCUCAGCGCCAAAGAUUGAUGGAAAACUUAAGUCCUCAGACGUUGAUCUGAAUUUACCUGAAGCUGAUAUUGAUGUUGGAAAACCAGACAUAAACAUGGAUUCUCCCUCUGGAAAGAUCAAAUGGCCCACUUUUAAAAAGCCCAAGUGGGCAAUCUCUCAACCGAAGGUAAAUGGUC
Molecule: messenger RNA, 2725 nt
Organism: Fundulus heteroclitus (mummichog)
Lineage: Eukaryota; Metazoa; Chordata; Actinopteri; Cyprinodontiformes; Fundulidae
Product: neuroblast differentiation-associated protein AHNAK
Exons: 6
Coding region: 201-2462 (753 amino acids)
Biological process (GO): regulation of RNA splicing
Cellular component (GO): nucleus; cytoplasm
Source: RefSeq, a predicted model, not a curated record